Molecule: messenger RNA, 1645 nt
Organism: Brassica napus (rape)
Lineage: Eukaryota; Viridiplantae; Streptophyta; Magnoliopsida; Brassicales; Brassicaceae
Product: protection of telomeres protein 1b-like
Exons: 9
Coding region: 76-1557 (493 amino acids)
Biological process (GO): regulation of telomere maintenance via telomerase; telomere capping
Cellular component (GO): chromosome, telomeric region; nuclear telomere cap complex
Molecular function (GO): G-rich strand telomeric DNA binding; telomerase inhibitor activity
Source: RefSeq, a predicted model, not a curated record
AAGUUUCACAGGAGUGGCGCCGAGUGAGUCAUCACUCUCGUCGGAGAAAAAAAAACAUUAGCAAAAGCCUCAACGAUGAUAGACAUGGAGAUUAGAGACGACUACAAGUUCCUGAGAGUCGACGACGCUUUCAAGGCGUUGCAUCUCAACAUCAGCCUCAUCGGAGUAAUCGUCGAGUUAGACUUCCCCACCGCCUCUGAUUGUUCAUGUACGUUGAGAAUCAUCGAUCCAUGGCACUCUGGAUCUGGCCUUCCUGUGAAGUUCAUCGCUCGCACCAAUCGAGCGCUUCCUCGAGUCGAAUCGAUUGGGGAUAUAAUCUUCCUCUCGAAUGUGAAGAUUGUGCUUGUUAAUCGGAAGAUCACAGCUCUCUGCAACGAAACGUCGUCGUCGUUUGCGUUAUUCAACGGGGAGCAUGGCGAGGGUUUUGUACCGUACCAGUCGUCACCUAAGUUUCGGAUUAGAGAGCAGGAUAAGAGCUUUUUAUCAAAUCUCAGAGAAUGGAUGAUAACUUAUAAGUUUGAGGAUGGGUCAUGUUGUUUCACAUCCCUGAAAGAUAUUAAAGAAGGGGAGUAUUUAAACCUUAAUUGCCAGGUUGAUUUAUUUGGUUUUUUUCUUUCUUUUUAUUUAAGGAACUGGACUUGUUCUGGUUGGAGAUUAUGGUCUUUUGACAUUGUUUCUCAUUAUUUAUUGCCCUUCAAGAUUGUUCACGUUUCCAAGGACGAUAAAGAUAGGUGUUACAUCUUUGUUUGGGAUGGAACUGAGAUGCCACCGUGCAGUUUCGUGGUAAAGUCAGAAAGGCUUCCUUUAUGUGUUGAACCAGAGAUGCUGCCUACUCAUGUGCUACGCAAGUUUCCUACUUUUGGUUCAGUCUUGAGGAUCAUAGUAGAGAAUGUUGCUGAGAAGCAGGCCAUUCAGUGUCUUCAACCUGGUCAGCACGUGAAGCUUCUGAACCUUUUCUUCCAAGUAAAUAUGGGAUUAUGGAGCGCCACUUUUAGUCCCUCUACAAAGAUGCAGUACACAAUGAGCAGAGAAACGCAAUCCUUUUCACCUCAAAGAUUGAAAAUGUGCAGAGAAAAGUUCUCAUCGAGAUGGAACCCCAUCACGCGUUGUAUUAGUAGUCCUUCUCACUCAGGAAUCACAGGGGUUGCCCAUGAGGACGCUCCGUUUGUUACUCUGAUGGACAUGCUGACCUAUAGCAAUGUGACUGCUAAAUUCAGGUGUGUUGUUCGGUUCAUACAAGUGUUUCCCAGAGAUGUCAGAAACUUCCACGAUUUGAACGGCAAAUUCAAACUGCUAGCAAUACUAGAAGAUGCAACCGCCAGAAUCCACGCUUCUCUGUAUGCUGAUGAAGGGGAUAAGUUUUUCGGGUGUGACCCAUCUGAUGAAGAAGCUCUGAUCAAGAAGCUGAAUAAAUUGCUGGGAGGUGAUAGGAUUAACGAAGCUCCAAGAAAUCCUCCGUGGGUGCAAUGUUGCUUGUUCUCUUACUACAGAGUCAAAAAUGAUCAAUGGGGAAGCAGAAGAUUCCGGAUUUUUGAUACAUGGAUCAACGCUAAAUGAGACGCAUUAAAUCAAUGACUAUCAAACAGUUAAUUAUUGUUACCACAGUUAUUAACAUUGACAAAUGACAAGAAGUUCAUAUUGUUAA